CGGUGGCGGUGGCUGUGGCGGCUCCGUGUCGCCGGAGCCGAAGAGCGGAGGCCCGUCCCGGCGGCCGGGGGCGGGCUGGGUGGGGGCACCAUGUGGUUCAUGUACGUGCUGAGCUGGCUGUCGCUCUUCAUCCAAGUGGGCUUCAUCACGCUGGCCGUCGAGGUGAGCAUUGUGCUGAGGAGUCAACUCCAAGCUUCCAUUCAUUUUGCCCCGGUAAAGUUCCUCUUCUCCAGAGCCGCUGGACUUUACUACCUGGCAGAACUGAUAGAGGAAUACACAGUGGCCACCAGCAGAAUCAUAAAGUACAUGAUCUGGUUCUCCACGGCUGUGCUGAUUGGCCUGUACGUCUUUGAGUGCUUUCCCACCAGCAUGAUUGGUGUGGGCCUCUUCACCAACCUCGUCUACUUUGGCCUCCUCCAGACCUUCCCCUUCAUCAUGCUGACCUCGCCUAACUUCAUCCUGUCGUGCGGACUAGUGGUGGUGAAUCAUUAUUUAGCAUUUCAGUUUUUUGCAGAAGAAUAUUAUCCUUUUUCAGAGGUCCUGGCCUAUUUCACUUUCUGCCUGUGGAUAAUUCCAUUCGCGUUCUUUGUGUCACUUUCAGCGGGGGAGAACGUCCUGCCCUCCACCAUGCAACCAGGAGAUGAUGUGGUCUCCAAUUACUUCACCAAAGGCAAGCGGGGAAAACGCUUAGGGAUCCUGGUUGUCUUUUCCUUCAUCAAAGAGGCCAUCCUGCCCAGUCGUCAGAAGAUAUACUGACCCCCUGGGGGAGGGAAUGUGGGGGCAGGAUCAGAAGUCAGGCCCCUGGGCCUCUGUGCUAGAUAGGGGCCAGGAGCCUGGAAGACACCUUCCACCAGCCCUGGCUUCCCUCCCCUUGGUCCUGAAGCCCCAUCCUCACCCUCCUUGGGGGCUCAGCUUGGCUCAGAUCUGAUAUUGCCAGGGGCCAUAACCUCACAGGGCUCCAGGGAGGUGGCAAAGCCUGCUUAGCCAGGUGGCCUAGUUCCUCAGCCUCCUCUCCCCCUCCCGAGGUGGGUUGGGAGAUUCAGGCUCAGCCAGGGGAGGCAGGGCAGGGUCCAUGAAGCUAGAGAACAGCCAGUGAAAAGUUCCCUGGGCAGAUGACCAUAGGGAGGGGACACAGCUUGGCACUUCCAAGAGAAAUGGUUUUUGCUGUUGAACUGUGAUUUUUGUCCAUUUGCUGAUUCCCGUUUGAAUAAAGAUUCUAGGUGGCACUGUUUGCCUUAAUAUCCCAAAAGUUCAUCUUCCUUCUUCCUGCUAACUUUCUGCCUCAACUGGACUAGCUUUCUGUUCCAGGAACUCCUCUCCUGGGUCCGAGUCUUGCCUUUCUUGAGGGAUCUUGUCUUUAGAGGGAGGGGGCAGACAUGAGCAGAGCCGGGUGGGCGUGGAGGCCAGGGGCAGCAGCAGCCUUUCUUAUGUACCUCCCUCUUCCAUCUCUUCUUCUCCCAAGGCUCUGUGCCAUGCAGGCAGGGAGUAGGAGACAAUUGAGGAUUGGGUUAGAUUUUUCAGAACAUCCACAGUAUUCUAUUUAUAAGUCUUCCUCUGAGGAAAAGGAGUACUUACUGGCUGAAAUUCUAUCUCAGGCUUAAAAAAAAUAAGCUUCCAGGCAGCCUGGGCUUAGACUUUUUUUAUGAAACAAGGUUGGUUGGGAGAGGCUUUUUGUCACUCUUUAGAGCACACAAGGUCUGGCACUCUGUUCUGUGCGCUCCUCACUCCGGGGGAGAUCUCCGCCUUCCGAGAAGGCAGGCCCAGGCUGAGGCGCAGGCCAGCAGGCGUUAUCUUGUGCUCCAACCCUAGUGCCUUGCCAUGCUCACCAGUGCACAUCGGCAUGAAGUCCCCACGAGCGCCCUCGCUGGCCGCGUCCUAUACCUCACAGUGAGGCUGGCAGGUGCAGGAUGCACUGUCCCCCGGUGCGCUUUAAGUCACUGGCAAGACCCCCGUGCUCGAGCGUCUUUAUUUCACUGCUUGAAGUCUCAUCAUACCCCUUUAUUUCCUUGGCUUUAGCAUUUCUGUGCUCGUAAGAGCACCGCUUCGCCCUUCUGCUUUCCCUGGGAGGACGGCACGUUUGGUCUUUGGGUGUGAGUAAAAUUGCCAGGCCCUUUUCUGCUCCGUGGACCAAGUAGGGGACAGGAGGACAGUACCCUCCCCAGUGGAAAGGCAGCUGGUCCUCAUCUCCUUUGCCAUCCACUUGGUUCCUUCCCCUGAUGAGGUAGCUUUUUUUAACUUUUCUGUUCACUCUGCUGCUGUCAGGGACAGCCAGGGCCUUCACACAUGAAAUCCAGCUGAUUCUGCAGACUACCCUGCUGGAUCUGAGCAGCAGCUGACCCGCUUGUCCUGCUUGCUUCUGCAGUUGUGCUUCCCUGGCUCUUCUGUGGCUGUUGCUCCAUCUCUAGCUGCUCCUUUCAGUCUCCCUUUCUUAGGUUUCUCUGCUUGCUCCAUGCACACUGGCUUGCAGUGUUCUAUUGUGGGCUCCCUGGGAAGCUGCUCCAUGCUGAUGGCUUCAGGGACUCUGCUGAGGAACCGAGUGCUCCCUGCAGUCGCCUGCCUCUCCCAAUCUUCUGCAUCAGUUCUGCUGCCUUCUGGGUCCAUAGACACCUCAGACAUGGUACCCCUUACUGUCCUCUGCCAGGCGGCCUCCCCUUUUGGGUACCUGCCUAGGCCCUUGCACCACUCAGGAGACAGGACGCUUGCUCUCAAAUUUUCCCUUUCUAUCCCUACAUCUGAACUCUAAAAAUGAUCAAAUCCAUUUUCUUGACAUCUCUUCGUUUGAGCACCCUCAUCAUCAUCAGCUUUUGCCUGCUUUGUUCUGGUAGUCCCCUGUUGCUUCUGUCCCACAGCCAGCCAGAGUUGUCUUUCAGAUGCAGUCGAUCAAGUCACUCCCUGGCCUCAAACCUUCCGUAGCUCCUCAUUGCCUUUCGGAUGAAGUCCAGACCCCUUAACAUGUGAGUCUCCUGGUAGCCUGGCCCCUGCUCACCUCCCGUCUCAUCAUCCUCUUCUACUUGGGCCCCCGCCUCCUGUGGACGGACACACCAUGGCUUGCGCUCACCACGUUGAUUCCCCUUCACUCAUUCUGGUACUUUCUCUGUCAAGUCUUAUCUUGGAUUUUACUUCCUUCAAGAAGCUCUGAAUGUCCCCUCCGCCCUAGCCCCAGCACAGAUCAUUUUGGGCUUAUUUGCCUGCUUUAUAAUCUCUCUCCCCCCUAGACUGUAAGCUCCUUGAGGGCAAGGACUGUCGUUGAAUUUUUGUAUCAUCAGUGCCUGGUUUGGCACCUGGCACAUAGAAAGCACUCAAUAAAUGUUUGUUUAAUGAU
This is a messenger RNA of Octodon degus (degu), 3322 nucleotides long. It is a transcript of the gene Tex261, whose product is annotated as testis expressed 261. NCBI's taxonomy places the organism in Eukaryota, Metazoa, Chordata, Mammalia, Rodentia, Octodontidae. Gene Ontology annotation, cellular component: endoplasmic reticulum membrane; Golgi membrane; COPII-coated ER to Golgi transport vesicle. Gene Ontology annotation, molecular function: COPII receptor activity. Bases 91 to 756 code for a protein of 221 amino acids. The transcript has 7 exons. The record is from RefSeq and is a predicted model, not a curated record. Gene Ontology annotation, biological process: endoplasmic reticulum to Golgi vesicle-mediated transport.